GCCCGGCCCGGCCCGGCCCGGCCCGGGGGAGGCAGCGGAAGUUCCGCCGCCAUGGCGCCGGUGUCGCGCUCCCGCAGCCCGUCCGCCGCCAGCCCGCAAGGCCGAGGCCGCCGCUCCCGGUCCCGCUCCCGCUCCCGCUCCCGCAGCGUCCUGAGGCGCCGCCGGCGGAGCCGCAGCUGGUCCCGGUCCCGCAGCCCCGGCGGGCCGCGCUCCGCCGGGCACCACCACCACGGCAAGGCCUGGCCCGAGUACUACGAGAAGGAGAAGGAGGAGAUCCUGCGGCAGAGGAGGCUCAAUGAGAGGGAGAGGAUUGGAGAGCUGGGCGCACCCGAAGUCUGGGGACUUUCGCCAAAGGUUCCUGACCCCGAUUCUGAUGAACAUACACCAGUAGAAGAUGAAGAGGCAAAAUCUAAGAGUAGCUCUUCGGAUUCCAGCUCAGAAGAGGAGAAAAAGAAGAAGAAGAAGAAAAGAAAGAAGAAAAAGCGGAAGACAUCCAAAAGAAAACACAGAAAAAAUUCUGAGGACAGCGACAGUGAGUCGGAGUCUGAGCAGAACUCCAGUGAUGAAGAUAAAAAGAAAAGCAAAAAGAAGAAAAAGAAGCAGAAAAAGAAGAGGUCUAAGAAAAAGAAAAAUAAAAAGAGCAGGAAGGAAUCCAGUGAUUCAAGUAGUGAAGAUUCUGAUGAUGAAACGCUGCAAGGAGAAGAUCUCUGGAUUGAGAGAUCAAAAAAUACAGAAGCCGAUAGCUUGAUUGGACCAGAAGCUCCCAAAACGCAUGCGUCUCAAGAUGACAGGCCUUUGAACUAUGGACAUGCCCUGUUGCCUGGUGAAGGUGCAGCAAUGGCAGAAUACGUAAAAGCAGGAAAACGUAUACCCCGGAGAGGUGAAAUUGGCUUGACCAGUGAAGAAAUCGCAUCGUUUGAGAGCUCUGGUUAUGUAAUGAGUGGCAGCAGACAUCGUCGAAUGGAAGCUGUGCGUCUGCGUAAAGAGAACCAGAUUUACAGCGCAGAUGAAAAGAGAGCUCUGGCAUCCUUCAACCAGGAGGAGAGGAGGAAAAGAGAGAAUAAGAUCCUUGCAAGCUUUCGAGAGAUGGUCUACAGAAAGACUAAAGGCAAAGAAGAAAAAUAAUUUCUCAUUUGAACUGUGUGCCAUAGAUUCUACUAAGCAGCAGCUAACCUGUUCCAGUCAUGAUCUGAAAAAAGCUGCAAGUGCUGCAGUGCCUUUCAGCCAACAGGGCCAAGCCUCAGGAAUGGAUUACUUGUAUCAAGGAAAUAGAAUUACUGUUAUCAGAUUUUGUUGGAGGAUUUGUUCACCGUCUGCAAGGAAUCCCUGUAAAUCGAAAGGCUAGGAGACAGGAACAGGCAGAGGAGGUUAGAGGUGGCAAUAUUCUGUCGUCACUUGGACAAGCAGGGGGAUUCCAUGGGAGGGCUUUGGUACGUGCUGCUGCUAAAUGCUAUUUUGCAUUUAUUUUCACUAAGAGAGUAGAUUGACCAUCACAACCAAGCUACUAGUGAGAGUAGCAAAAAUUAGGAAUUCCUAAAUUCCUGUUUAUGUAUUUUUCAUGUCUUAGAUUUUUUUUUUCUCAAAACAGUUGUUUGUUUUGUGGUUUAGAGUACUCCUGUAUAUAGAUGUAAAUUUGUAAUUUAAUCCAGACUGGCUUCAGUUACUUUAAAGCAAGCAGAUUGCAACUGGGGUAUAAAAGAACAGUAACAGUAAUAGCAGGGUCUGAUCUUGAAUCUCCCAAAGCCCCUGGAGAACUGCUAUGGCGCUUGCUUCUUUUUCUGCUAUGUUAUACAUAGGUAUCAGAGCAGUGGGGUGCAGCACUUGGAACCUGGAUGUACACAGGUGGUAAUGAGGAUGUAUCUUUCAAUUUUUUGUUUGAUUUUUUUUUUUUGGUCUAGUGAAGCGUUCUAGAUUAAAGCCUUAUUUUAA
This is a messenger RNA of Oxyura jamaicensis (ruddy duck), 1929 nucleotides long. RefSeq names its product NFKB activating protein (gene NKAP). Bases 52 to 1125 code for a protein of 357 amino acids. The transcript is spliced from 9 exons. Gene Ontology annotation, cellular component: nucleus. The record is from RefSeq and is a predicted model, not a curated record. NCBI's taxonomy places the organism in Eukaryota, Metazoa, Chordata, Aves, Anseriformes, Anatidae. Gene Ontology annotation, biological process: regulation of gene expression. Gene Ontology annotation, molecular function: chromatin binding.